CUCCAGUUCUUCCCCGCCUCUCAACCGUGCAAACGACCUCUGCUGCUCGGCGUCUUUCUCCCCACUCUCCAGGGCUUUGUUUGCUCCUGCUGCUUCACCUCUGCAACUCGCACGGCACCGAGAGACUAAUCAAACAAAAUGGCCAUGAUUCUCGCUUACUGGGAUAUUCGCGGGCUUGCCCAGCCCAUCCGCCUCCUGCUGGAGUACACGGGCACCAAGUACGAGGACAAGUUUUACGUCUGCGGUGAAGCUCCAGACUAUGACAAAACCUGCUGGUUUGGCGAGAAAGAAAAACUUGGAAUUGACUUCCCCAAUCUGCCCUACCUGGUGGACGGAGACCGGAAGAUAACGCAGAGCAAUGCCAUUAUGAGAUACAUCGCUCGCAAGCACAAUAUGUGCGGAGAGACUGAGGACGAAAAGGUCAGAGUGGACGUGGUGGAGAACCAGGCCAUGGACUUCAGAAACGGCUUUGUGAGGAUGUGCUACACUGACCUGGACAACAUAAAGCCGGGGUACCUCAAGUCACUGGUGGGGACGCUGAAACAGUUCUCUGACUUCCUGGGAGACAGGAAGUGGUUUGCUGGCGAUAAGAUCACCUUUGUGGACUUCACCAUGUAUGAGCUGCUGGAUCAACACAGGAUGUUUCAUCCUUCUUGCUUGGACGACUUCAAGAACCUCAAAGAUUUUCUAGACCGCUUUGAGGCUCUGGAGAAAAUUGCUGCCUACAUGAAGUCCAGCAGAUUCAUGAAGACUCCCGUCAACAACAAGAUGGCCAAGUGGGGACACAAGAAGGAGUGAAGACUAAACUGACCUUUGCCUUUAGAAAUACAAAGUGCUUUCCACAAGUGCAACUUACUCGAGAAACUUUAAAUUCAGGAGUAAAUUUAGCAUCUUUUGUUUGUAGUUCAUGAAGGCUUCGUAUCCUUUAAUACCAGUCUGGUCAAAGUUGUACACAAGAAAUAUCAGAAUACUUUUCCUAAUAGUUUAGGUUUCAAAAAAAAAAAAAACAAACAGCUUUAUACUGUUGUUUAUGAUGAAAAUGAAAUUUUUAAUUUCAAUCAAAACACUUUGUUAUUUUUUGACAGAUUAAACAGAAUCUCACUUCA
Fundulus heteroclitus (mummichog) is the source of this 1106-nucleotide messenger RNA. RefSeq names its product glutathione S-transferase Mu 3. Bases 139 to 798 code for a protein of 219 amino acids. The record is from RefSeq and is a predicted model, not a curated record. The transcript has 8 exons. Gene Ontology annotation, molecular function: glutathione transferase activity. Gene Ontology annotation, biological process: glutathione metabolic process. NCBI's taxonomy places the organism in Eukaryota, Metazoa, Chordata, Actinopteri, Cyprinodontiformes, Fundulidae.